GGUGGUGCCGAGUGGGUUGGAUUGUACAUAAUUAUGUAUUAUUUUUAAUUUGUUUAAUUUUCUAAUUAAGUUUGCCUUCUGUUAUUUUUAUUAAUAAGAAUGAAGUUAAUAACUUAAUACUCUAUCAAUAAAAUAAGUUAUUGAAUAACAAUUUUGGCGUCAGCUAUUUUUAUAACCUAUUAGUGUGUAGAUUGAAGCUGUAUGAAUAACCGACAGUGCCUACAAUUACUGUUGCCUCUCGUUCGAGAUCUUCUGUUACCUAAUUGUGGUUUCAACAUUUCGUCGCUCUCUUUGGAAAUAAUAGUGUAAAUAAUGAUAUCACUUUACUAGCGGAAAUUCGGCAGUCCUGACCACCGUUUCUCUGUGAUAACACCAGCUGUGUAUGUGAUUUAAUUAGUCGAUAAAGAAACCUACCCAAAGAUGGCAACCGUAUAUAAUUGGUACAGAGACCUAAUGGACAACAGGAGUGAUCCCCGAGUGAAGGACUGGCCGAUGAUGUCAUCGCCAUGGCCCACGCUGGCCGCCUGUGUAUGCUACGCGUACUGCUCGAGGGUGCUCGGCCCCCGGUUCAUGGCGAACCGCAAACCCUUCGAACUGCGCAACGUGCUAGUCAUCUACAACCUCGCACAAACAGUAUUCAGCGCCUGGAUAUUCUACGAGUAUUUGAUGAGCGGCUGGUGGGGUCAAUAUAACUUUACGUGUCAACUGGUCGACUACUCCCGGAGUCCAAUGGCAAUGAGGAUGGCGAACACAUGCUGGUGGUAUUACUUCAGCAAGUUCACGGAGUUUAUGGACACACUUUUCUUCGUGCUGCGCAAGAAAAACGAGCACGUGUCCACUCUGCACGUCAUACACCACGGCAUCAUGCCCAUGUCUGUGUGGUUCGGACUCAAGUUUGCACCAGGUGGUCACAGCACAUUCUUCGCUCUGCUCAACACGUUCGUCCAUAUUGUAAUGUACUUCUACUACAUGGUGGCGGCUAUGGGCCCCAAGUACCAGAAGUACAUCUGGUGGAAGAAGUACCUCACUGCCUUCCAGAUGGUUCAGUUCGUGAUGAUCUUCACGCAUCAGCUGCAAGUACUGUUCCGGCCGUCGUGCCAGUACCCAAGAGUGUUUGUCUACUGGAUCGCAAUGCACGGCUUCUUGUUCCUGUUCCUCUUCAGCGACUUCUACAAGGCGAGGUACUCCAAGGCCGAGAGGAAGGCCAGGACCAAUGGCCUGUGUAUGACGGUGAUGGACGACAGCAGCAGUUCGCUGACCGGCAAGAACGGCUACAAGCAAGAAGUGGAGUCGCAAGUGCCGAGUUCGUACGCGUCAUCGGGCGCGGACGCCUUCGUGCGGCGCCGGCCCGUGUCAUAGUGCCCGCGACCGAGUGUUGUGACGUCACCAUCUCGAACCUUCUAUGUAGCCCAUCGCACACACCGCGUAUAGUAAAACGAACUGAGGAUUACAUCUAUAGGAACAUGUACAUUUUCUAAAAGUUGAAAAUGGACGUGCUUGUAUAGUGUCGUCUUCCGCGCGGAUUACGAUAUGCUAAACUAUACGAGUAUGAUACGUGUGCUACUGGGCGAGUGUCCAUCCGCCGACCUGAGACUGAUGUUGUACGAGACUGUGACACGCCGCGAGUGACGACGUGAGUGCGAAGUGCCCGGGACUGUUGGUUAAAUAAUGUUUCAGACUAUAUUUCUACAAAGAAUUUAGAUAUAAACAUUAUUACUUCUAUAAAGUUUGUUGAUGCACAAAGUCACUAUUUUGGAUCUUGCUUGGAUUGUCUAAAUGCCUUGUAAUUUUUUUAAGUACAAAGUAUGUUAUUGAAAGUUUCUAUAAAUUGUUAAAAAUCAAAGUCUCGAUUGAUGUGAAAUCUAGUCGCGUUUUGGCGAUAUAUAUUGUUUUCUUAUCGUUAACUGGAAGCAAGGGUCUAUCAAUGCAAUCAAUAAAUCAUGUUGAUCAGGUUCUUUUUGUAAACAUCAGGAGAGAUAGUGGUCAUACGGUGCCUAUCUUUAAUAUUCAUACAAUAAUGUUGAUAUAUUGUCGAUAGGCUAAAGUGAGAUGGGCAUUUUGUAUUAUGUAUAUACUUUAUAUUAUUUUAAACUUACGUUAUGGAUGGUAUCAUGUAUAACGAGGUGUUUGAAAGGUUAACGGAUUUUUGUAAAUAUAUUUUUAUUAUUAGAUGCUAAUUAAAAACAAUGAAAUAAUUAUGUUACCAUACAUUUAUUAGAUAUCCAGUGUAGUUUUACUAACAGCAGUUAAUUUUGUCCCUUCUAAGCUCUGUGCUCAAGUACCUCAUUCUUCCGCAAAAACCUUUUAUACAUAAAUCUUGUUUAUAUAUUUUUUGAUGAUAGAGAACAAUUUGAACAAAUUGAUCAUAAAUUGUGUUAAUGCACAAUGCAUUUUAUUUUUAACGUUAUACAAAUUUCCCCUGUAACGGUGAGACUGUGCACAGACGUAAAGCAUUAGAGUUUACCGCAGCAAGGAAAGAAGCAUUUCGUAUUAGAUAAUUGAAGUACUCUGUGUGUAAAUGUUGAAUGAGAAGUAGAGUUACAAUGUAGCUAAGUAAGUGAGUAUCGUUUGUGCAUAGUCUCUGGCCGGCCGAGUCAUCACGAUAAUAUUGUAAGUAUUAUUUUAUAUGAUGUUCUGGUAUUACGAUGCUUUAAGUGUUGUGCAAUGUGGAGUGCCGGUUGCUUAGAUCGCAGGUGAGUCCGCGCGACACAACAGUCCUGCUCAAGUAAUUGCUGCGAAUACACUCUUUUGCAAGUUUAUUUAUUACUUUAAUAAAGUAUUUUACAAUUGA
Helicoverpa zea (corn earworm) is the source of this 2791-nucleotide messenger RNA. Its product is annotated as elongation of very long chain fatty acids protein AAEL008004-like. The record is from RefSeq and is a predicted model, not a curated record. Lineage: Eukaryota; Metazoa; Arthropoda; Insecta; Lepidoptera; Noctuidae. Bases 421 to 1359 code for a protein of 312 amino acids. Gene Ontology annotation, cellular component: endoplasmic reticulum membrane. The transcript has 9 exons. Gene Ontology annotation, biological process: fatty acid elongation, saturated fatty acid; fatty acid elongation, monounsaturated fatty acid; sphingolipid biosynthetic process. Gene Ontology annotation, molecular function: fatty acid elongase activity.